UACGUCAUUUAUAUAAUGACAACUGAACUUGCGCCUUACUUAUUUCUCCGUUGGGUUUAUAAAGGCUUCUGACACACUGCAGUCCGGUUUAGCAGGAAUUGGGUUUUACAGAGCGUCGAUGCAGAAGUGGGAAACAGAACAAACAUCAAUGAGCGCUCAACAACCUGAGUGAUGUCUGGGAUAAACGUGGAUUCUGUCUCUGAGGAUUGUUCACUACGGCAAGAGGUGAACACAACUGCAGAAUUUGAAUUUAACCCGUCUUCUGAAGACGACGAUGAAUUGCUGAAAUAUAUCUGGAGGGAAUAUUUGCAUCCCAAACAGUACGAGUGGGUUCUAAUCGCCGGAUAUAUCCUCGUGUUCAUCGUUUCUCUAGUAGGGAAUACACUAGUUUGUUUUGCUGUGUGGAAGAAUCAUCGCAUGCGAACAGUUACAAACUACUUCAUAGUAAACCUCUCCUUUGCGGAUAUACUUGUCACCAUCACCUGUCUCCCUGCAAGUCUUGUGGUUGAUAUUACAGAAACAUGGUUCUUUGGCCAGACUCUUUGCAAAGUACUCCCAUAUUUACAGACUGUAUCCGUUUCUGUGUCUGUACUGACUUUAAGCUGCAUUGCCCUGGACAGGUGGUAUGCCAUUUGCCAUCCUCUGAUGUUCAAAAGCACAGCUAAACGAGCAAGGAAAAGCAUAGUAAUUAUCUGGAUGGUGUCCUGUGUUAUAAUGAUCCCCCAGGCCAUAGUAAUGGAAUGUAGCAGCAUGGUUCCAGAGUUAACAAACAAAACCAGUUUAUUUACAGUCUGUGAUGAACACUGGGGAGAUGAAAUCUACCCCAAGGUGUACCAUGUCUGCUUUUUCUUUGUUACGUAUUUGGCACCUUUAUGCUUAAUGGUGUUGGCUUAUAUCCAAAUAUUUCACAAGCUUUGGUGCCGUCAGAUUCCAGGAACAUCUUCAGUUGUUCAAAGAAAAUGGAAGCCUUUACAGUGUUCAGGCCAAUCUUCUGGGCCAGAGACUAUAAAAAUUAAAACAAACAUGGUGGCAGCAGAAAUUAAACAGAUUAAGGCCAGAAGAAAGACGGCUCGGAUGUUAGUGGUUGUUCUGUUUGUAUUUGUGCUGUGCUAUCUACCAAUCAGCAUCCUUAAUAUCCUGAAAAGAGUAUUUGGAACCUUUGACUAUACGAAUGACAGAGAAACUGUGUAUGCCUGGUUUACAUUUUCACACUGGUUGGUAUAUGCAAAUAGUGCUGCAAACCCCAUCAUAUAUAAUUUCCUUAGUGGAAAGUUCAGAGAAGAAUUUAAAGCAGCAUUCUCUUGCUGCUGUUUUGGAAUGAAUCAACAAAGAGAAGAGCAGCAGAGAAGAGGACAAGCAAGCACCGACAGUCGUAAAUCACUCACUACACAAAUCAACAAUUUUGAUAAUGUUUCCAGGAUAUCAGAACACGUAAUUUUAACAAGUAUAGCAACAUAUCAUACAAACAAUGAUGGGGAGAGCAUAAACUGGUAGCAUAACAAGAUGUUUAAGAGUCUAGCAGAGAUGAUCUGGGUCUAGCAGAGAUGAUCUGGGUCUAGCAGAGAUGAUUUGGGUCUAGCAGAGAUGAUUUGGGUCUGCCAUUAGCUGAGAUUUUUUUGAAAUAUUGCUGCCGUUGAUGAAUGUAAAGAAUAUGCAAGUUUGUUUUUAUAUUGUUGUAUUGAAAAUCAACCCCCGUUUUAAUUUGUUUUAAUUUAUUUUCUGUAUUCUCUGUGAAUUAUACAUCUUGAUAGACCAAUAACAUACUUCAACAGCAUUCAGACAAACCAGUUAUAUUCAGAGUUUUAAUGCUUGUUUUGCUGGAAUGUUUUUUGUGUUUGUCAAAAAAAAAGAAAAAAAAUUCAAAAAAGUUUUGCGUCUAAUAAAAAAGAAUUAAACCGUCUGAGAUGUACUGUAUAUUAGCUUUAGAAUGCUUCUGAAGAGGCUGAAGGAUUUACAGCAACACAUAUUUCUUAUCGUUGCUGCCUUCUGAGUUGUACACAUUCCACCAAUAUCUGUUUUAACAUAUUCGCUAUUGUUUUAAUAGUUUAUUUACAUGUCCUUGGUCUUGAAUCAGUUUUGAACAGUUGUUUUAGUUAUUCAAGGGGAAAAAUGUCAGCAGUCAUCAUAGGGACUAUUGUACAGAGAGGACCUCACAAUAUAAAUAUUGUCAUCAAAAUGUGGAUUCAGGUUUUCACACAUUUAACUACAGUAUAUAGACAGUGAAAUCUGCUGUGUGGCUCAGUGAGUAGGAUUUUUAGUUAGUUUGUUGGUUAUUUGUAUCCCAUUUUGGUCCACUGCUGAUGGAAAUGAAAAUAUUCCACCCACACUUGAAAUAAAUGAACAACAGUUAUCAGUCAUUCACAGUGCAAUAGUGACAAGACCGACAAAGUGUGUGCCUGCUUCAUUUUUUAAAUAUUGCACCUUUGCCGGCUUUAGGGCUGUAAAUCUUUUAACUGACAAAUUGUGCUUUGAUUUGCCCCCUUUAGUGCAUAUUCAUAAAUACAUAUUCAUGGCAAGAACCCGAUGUGAAGCGAAAAUAAAUGUUCAAAACUGAUUAUGACUAAGGCUGUGAAAAUAAAAAAAUAUUAAAAUUCCGGAUAAUGUACAUAACUGUUAAUUAUGUGUUGUGUUGUAAACCAGACACCUCUCUUCAGUUACACUUUAAAUUAUAAGGUUAAUCAUUAUUCUUGACUGUUUGUAAUUAGUGGUUUAUACUCUUUAUUGUAAAAACUUGAAUAGAUCUAAAUAAAAUACCAUGUACUUUAUUUUAGUCAGACUUCUUUGCACUGUAAGCAUUUUAUUAUUUAUCUUGUUUUUCUGUUGUUGUUUUGUUUUGUGGUUGUUUAGUAUGCAAUAAAUCCAU
This is a messenger RNA of Acipenser ruthenus (sterlet), 2863 nucleotides long. RefSeq names its product hypocretin (orexin) receptor 2 (gene hcrtr2). Gene Ontology annotation, cellular component: membrane. Bases 172 to 1494 code for a protein of 440 amino acids. The transcript has 7 exons. NCBI's taxonomy places the organism in Eukaryota, Metazoa, Chordata, Actinopteri, Acipenseriformes, Acipenseridae. Gene Ontology annotation, biological process: circadian sleep/wake cycle process; feeding behavior; G protein-coupled receptor signaling pathway. Gene Ontology annotation, molecular function: orexin receptor activity. The record is from RefSeq and is a predicted model, not a curated record.